AUGGAGAAUGAGGGCCAGCUUAGGAGCCCCAUGACACGCAAUAGACGCAAUACUUUGACCCUCUCUCACCGCUCCGAGCUCUCUUCAACGGGACCUCUGACUUCAGAAGAUGCCUCCACUAACGGCGAUCCAUUCGAUAAUGUCGUGCAAUCUCAUCCGCAAGAGCACAACAGUCGAGAGGCGUCGGCCGAGUCCGAGCGAACCAAUGAACAUUUCACUGAAUCCGAAGACGAGUCCCAAGACGGCUCUUUAGCGACCUCUGCCCCUCCAUCGCCAUCGCGUCAUUGGUUUCUUCCUUUCGAAGUACCCACAAUACCAGUUUUGUGGAGAAACGUUCUUAAAUGCGGCGUGGCGUAUACUCUCGCCUCUCUCUUUACGUUUUCACCAUACCUCUCUGGAUUCUUCAGUGAUAUCGCCACACAUGGAUCGGGGAACGGCCUCCCAACACCCACUGGUCACAUGAUAGCCUCGAUCGCUGUAUACUACAACCCAGCGAAAACCAUGGGUGGAAUGAUAGAGGCUGACUCGUACUGCUCGAUUGCGUUUCUUUAUGCAGCCUUCGUUUGUUUGGGAAGCAUGUCCAUGUUCUGGUCCCUCGAGGUGCAGGGGUGGCUAGGGCUUGGUGACGCUCUCGUCAUUUUGUGGAUCGGACUCAGCAUGUGGGGCCUCACUUGGAUGAAGGUUUGGAUGGCUAAACCCACAUUUAAUUCGGCGUGUACCAUGGUCGCAAUCAUACUAUUUGUUGUAAUCGUCAAAGAAGGAGGCUGGGAAACCCUCCUGCAAGUCUUCUCGGUCGUGUUUGUCGGCACUUUGAUAUCAAACAUCGUGUGUUUCGCGCUAUGGCCCCAAAGCGCUACAGAAAACCUCCAGUUAAACAUGACGAAGACCUUGGAUUCAUUUGCCACCCUGCUUGGCAUGCUCACAAACACCUUCCUCCUUGAGGAGCCCAUUCGCCAGCCCAGCCAGGAUAAAAUUCACAAAGCGGUUGAGAAUCAUCAGGCAAGUUUUACGAGUCUCAAAAAGAACUUGGGAGAAGCCAAGUCGGAAUGGUUCAGCGGUCUGCGUGGACAGGGAGGGAAAGCAUACGAGGACGCGGUUGAUAGCCUCACACGUCUUGCCCAACAUCUGAAUGGCCUGAGGAGCGGUACUCGACUGCAGUACGAACUCGCGAAGGCUUAUGGCGAGGGACGCUUGACGUUGAAGCGACACAGUCAAACUGGCGCAAAGGAGCGUGAUCCAAGCGGUUAUCGUUCUCCAGAGGGGAAGAGGGGAAUGUCUGAUAGUGGUUUGGACACGAGAGACGAUAUGGAUGAGGUCUUACUACAAGCUGCGGCGGAUAUGUUUGGGGACUUAGUCGACGAUCUGGGUCCUCCGCUAAAAGCACUAUCAAGAACCUGUACUACAAGCUUCAGACGUUUACGCGAGGCAUUUGCGCAGAGCAACCGCGUCCAAAGGGAAACUCCGUUUCAACCUCAUGAUUUUCACGUUUUAAUUGACGAGAUCGAACGUGCACUCUUUGCCUUCGAGAGUACCUCGAACCAUGCUGUUAUGCGUUUGUACAAAAGGAGCGGUUUUGCUGUCCCGUCUUCAGGGAGUUCAUUCGAUUCUUCGGUCCACGAGGAGAAUACGAUUCUUACGAACAGCGAACAUGAGCACAUGUUUCUUCUCUAUUUUUUCAUUUUCACAUUGCAAGAGUUUGCUGGAGAGCUCAUUUCUCUCACGGACGCCAUGCGCAGGAUAUACGCAGUCCAACAAGUCAGGGCAGGUGCUUUGAGCUGGUUCAACCAAUAUAUAGUUCACGGCCCGUCAAAACUUUUAUCUGCGAUGCGAUUGCGUCGACUAUUUUUCCCCAAAGUCCAACCUCACGCUCCGAACACGAUACAAACGCCCCACCCCGCGAAUCUCCCCUUUUUUGGUCGCAUGAAGCGCGCACUUUGGGAUUUGGGUGCAAUUUUGAAAGAGCGCAAAUUGAAGUAUGCGUUUAAAGUGGGGAUGUCUACUGCUAUUUUGGCUGCGCCUGCGUUCUUUGAGAGUACGAGACCAAUCUUCACGGAUUAUAAGGGUGAAUGGGCGUUAGUUUCUUUCUUUGCGGUCAUGUCGCCUACGAUUGGAGGAACUAAUUUCCUCAGCAUCCAUCGUGUACUCGGUACUCUUUUUGGAGCUGCCGUAGCAGCUGUAAUUUACAGUCUUUUCCCCGAAAAUGCAAUCGUGCUGUCGAUAUUUGGCUUCUUUUUCUCGUUGCCUUGUUUUUACUACAUUCUCGCGGCUCCGGAAUAUGCGACGACAGGGAGAUUUGCUCUUUUGACGUAUAAUUUGACGUGUCUUUAUGCGUACAACCUUCGACAAGCCGAUGCAUCUGUGCUCGAUAUUGCGUUUCAUCGCUCGACUGCGGUCAUUGCUGGUGUUAUCUGGGCUGCGAUCGUGUCUCGUUUCUGGUGGCCUUCAGAAGCGCGAAGGGAGCUAAGUAAAGAGCUGGGAAACUUUUGUCUGAAUAUCGGAUGGCUAUACACCCAUUUGGUAGCAGCCAACUCAGGCAUGGUCCGCGUCGAAGAUGAUGACAUGGACGAAGACGAGCCCGAGAUGCAGCCUUCAGACGAGGCGGUGUCGCUCUUGCCCAAGUCCGCCAAAGCCAAGCUUAGUAAAUCUAUUCAGGAAUUCAUGGCUAUGGAAUUGCACCUCCAGAGAAAGCUCAUUGAAUUACAAGGUCUUCUGGCUGAGACACAGCAUGAGCCUCGGUUGAAGGGACCCUUCCCUAUACUCCUCUACCGGUCGAUUUUGACGAGUCUCCAGACCAUCCUGGAUAGGUUGCACAGCAUGCGUUGCGUCACUACUCGAGAGGAGUGGAUCACGUCCGUAAGGAUGGACUUCAUUCUACCCGUGAACAAAGAGCGAAGAGAGAUGGUUGGCAACAUCAUUCUGUAUUUCUCCACGCUUGCAUCCGCUUUUCGUUUGAAAGCCCCAUUGCCGCCGUACCUCCCACCAGCUGAGGCAUCGAGGGAGCGCCUGGUCAACGCAAUUCGGAAAUUGGAUAUAGUGAGAAACAGAGAUGUGAAAGCGUCGCGACAGCUGCUUUUCUUUGCGUACGCUCUUACUAUGAAGGGCGUCACUCAGGAGCUGGAGUAUCUUGGGCGUACGCUGCAGACUGUUUUUGGUGUGAUUGGACAUAGUCCGGAAGAGUUUGAGGCGAUGUUUAUGGAGCCGAGUGGGAGUGUGGAUCAAGUUGCGGAUGUUGUUUGA
Suillus clintonianus is the source of this 3237-nucleotide messenger RNA. RefSeq names its product Fusaric acid resistance protein-like-domain-containing protein. The transcript is spliced from 15 exons. The record is from RefSeq and is a predicted model, not a curated record. NCBI's taxonomy places the organism in Eukaryota, Fungi, Basidiomycota, Agaricomycetes, Boletales, Suillaceae. The coding region runs from base 1 to 3237 and encodes 1078 amino acids.